Molecule: messenger RNA, 543 nt
Organism: Tachyglossus aculeatus (Australian echidna)
Lineage: Eukaryota; Metazoa; Chordata; Mammalia; Monotremata; Tachyglossidae
Gene: PRR15L
Product: proline rich 15 like
Exons: 2
Coding region: 152-451 (99 amino acids)
Source: RefSeq, a predicted model, not a curated record
UUGCCACUCAUAUCCCUCGCCAGGCCGCCCUGAUCCCAGCCACAGCCCUUCCCACCUGGCAACCCGGCCCCGCCGGACGCCCAGGCGCCUCCACCCCAGGGCCGGAUCAGCCGCGUCCACCGGGAGAACAGACCCGCUCUCCGGCCGAGCCAUGACGGACGUCGGCUGGUGGAAGCUGACCUUCCUGCGCAAGAAGAAGUCCGUCCCCAGGGUCCUGUACGAGAGCCCGGACAGGCACGCCCAGCUGGACGGGGGCCCGGACCCCUCGCGGCCCGAGCCCUGCGGCGUGAGCGGCGACUUCGAUGCCCGGCUGGAGAAGAUUGUGGACAAGAACACCAAGCACGUCAAGGUCUCUCACUCGGGCCGCUUCAAGGAGAAGAAGAAAGUGAGGGCCUCCCUGGCGGAGCACCCCGACCUCUUCACCGACGAUGAGAACGGCAAGGGGCAGUGAGUGUCCUGAGGCCCCGGGCCUCUGCCCCCGCCGGCCGCCCAACGAUAAUAAUAAUAACGAUGGCAUUGAUUAAAGCGCUUACUCUGUGCAAG